UUGAGAUUAUCUUUGUUAUUGCUGCCCGAAGAAAAAGAUGACUUCAGUUUUGUUUACGUUGGCUGUCUGACAGAUUAGAAAUGGCGAAAUGACUUUAGGGCCCUGUUGAACGUCCAUUUUCUGAUGCUUGUUUAUUUUGCUAAAUGGAUCUGUGCCCAGGCUAUGUCUAAUAGCAAACAGGGUUUAUUUCGUUAGCAUUAGCUCUCCGGACUAACAUGGAGGAACCGUGGGAUUUCGAGUUCCUCUCUCGCGUCGUUGACAGUUUAGUGUCAUUUCUGGCCGAAUUUGUGGACGACUGGCUGGCCAACGACAUGAGAGUCGCCGUGUUCAAAAUUCUUUUCAGCUGGCUCAUCCUCAGUUUAAUCGCCAUACAUUUCGCUUGGAAAGUUUACGGUAACACGGUGAACGAUAUGUACUACAGGCAAGGAACUGGGGGACAGAAAGGUGGCACACCAGAUACAGCACCUCACCUGAGUGGAUGGGAGAAUGCUGCCAGAGAAAUCCUGAAGUCACACCAUGAGUGAUCAGACACCAGCAGGGUUCAUUUUUUGGCUUGAGAUGGGACCACGGUGAAUAAUAUGACCCAAGGCUAACUGUAACUGCAUUGCUGCAAGAUGAAAAAAAAACAACAACCCAAAAAUCAUUCCAGAGAUGCUCAUAUGAAGGCCUUGGGAGGGCAUGGUGAUAUCCGUGGCACAAUAUUAAUAAAAAAGGAACCAGUUUUGUGGCUUGAUGAAAAGGAUUCUUAAACUGAUGUUUAAGACAUCUAGGAACAAUUUGAUGGAAAGACUCUUUGUAAUAAGUAAAUUAUUUGAAUCCUGAUAUGGAUUAAACUUCUUGUCCAAUCUUGUACACACAGCAGUGAAGACCAUAUAGCUCUUCUAGUCUCGGCCUGCUCAGGUUCUGUGCAGAAACUAUUACAUUACCAUUUAUUUAUAUCAAGAUAUUUAGCAUUACUUAUUUUGCAGGCAAGUUCAUUCCAGCUGAGAUCAAAUUUACCACAACAAUAUAUCUAAUUCUUAGUGAAUUUGUUAACUAUUUUACAUUCAACAGAUGACCCAGAAAAAAAACCCAUUACAAUGCAGUGCUGUCUUAUAAGUCUUACCGAAAAUACUGGGACUUCACCCUAAGUUUAUUAGCAGCUCUUAUUCUGUCCUUGACUGAAUAAAAAUAAAAGCAAGCAUGUUCAUAGGUGUAUGCAAAUAACUAAUGUAUUUGUCUGCACACUAACCAGGCGGUUGUUUUUGCAGAAGAACAGACUGUUUACCAAGUCACACAUAUGCAUGUGCACUCUGAGUGAAAGAUACUGACACACUGCUGUGGAAAAACAAUAAAAGGUCAUUCUUACA
Molecule: messenger RNA, 1349 nt
Organism: Hemibagrus wyckioides
Lineage: Eukaryota; Metazoa; Chordata; Actinopteri; Siluriformes; Bagridae
Gene: tcta
Product: T cell leukemia translocation altered
Exons: 3
Coding region: 216-524 (102 amino acids)
Source: RefSeq, a predicted model, not a curated record